This is a messenger RNA of Theobroma umbraticum, 3131 nucleotides long. RefSeq names its product Protein kinase superfamily protein. Gene Ontology annotation, biological process: mitotic DNA damage checkpoint signaling; protein phosphorylation. Gene Ontology annotation, cellular component: nucleus. Gene Ontology annotation, molecular function: protein serine/threonine kinase activity; ATP binding. The record is from RefSeq and is a predicted model, not a curated record. NCBI's taxonomy places the organism in Eukaryota, Viridiplantae, Streptophyta, Magnoliopsida, Malvales, Malvaceae.
CUUUUCUGUAAAAUUUCCUCCAUUUUCAAACCCUAAAAUUUCUGUCCUUCCCCCCAGCUUGUCUCCCAUCCAUAAUCGUCAUGAAAAGUGACUCGGAACAGCUCACUGAGUCACUAAUCCUCCCGGCCAGCAAGUCGCAAAAGGCCUGGCAUAUUUUUUCUCUUCUAGUCUUCAUCGGCAAGCCCACCCCUCUACGGGAACUCGCUUCUCAGUGCACUUUGUUCCCGGCAAGCCCUGCUCUCAUUUCCUCCCUCUGUUCCAUUCCAAACUCUCCCAUCACUCUCUCAAACAAGUAUUUCGUCGCUAUCUCUUCAACAGGCCUUUCUUUUUUGGCCUCUUACUUAGCCCGAAAUUUCACCGUAGCUGAAGCUUUUACGUCGUCGCCGAUUCGAUUCGGUGGUUUCCAGAAGAUAUGGCUUGGCAAGAGGAAGCGGGACGCGGUGGAUUAUGCAGAGGAUAAGAAGGAGAGAGAGUUGGCUCUGUCGUUGAAAAGAAUUCGAGGUUAUUGUACUAAGGUAGAUGACCAUCUAAGUGAUGAUAUCAGCAGACUUGUAGAAUUGAGUAAUCCGUUGUUCUUGGUAAAUAACAUUGUGCUCAACCCCUGCUUUCUACCUGAAACUAGUGCUAGACAAUUAAGUUGUAAAGUGGACGGUAUUGAUAAUGUGGACACUGAAGUGAGUGUGGAAGACAUCAUGCAGAGAAAUGUCAGCAUAGAAUUAGCAGCUAGUGAGCCUGAACCAGAAUCAACAGUUCCAACUGCAAAACCAGAUCAUGAGUUAGAAGUUAAAGCAGUUAAAAUUCCUCCUGUAUAUUCCACAGAAUGUGAUAAACAGAGCAAUAUAUCUGUAGUGGUGGGUGGAAAAUUUAAUGUGGAUUGUACCACAACAAAUUUUAGAAUUGCAGACAAUGAAGUGAUUCCUGGGGACAGUAAGAAAGAAGAGAAACUUGAUUUGGUUAGUCAAAGCCAAGGCGCAAUAGAUCUUUCCUCUUCAUUUAACAUUGACCUUAACGAGGUACCACCUGAAAGGGAUUUGGAAAGCAAUGAUAAGGAUAUCUGCACUCAUAAGAUGCCAUCUCUAGCUGGGGAACAUCCCAUUGUACCAGCAGAUGUCAGUGUUAUCCAUUCUGUUGCCAAAAUUUCUGUUUCCAAGGAGCAGCUGGCAGAGCCUUCUGUGAAGGCAAAGACUAAUCAGAGGGAUAUGGUGGCUCCAGUAAUGCAAACCGCCAGCAGGUCUUUGGGGCGUACCAAGGUUGUUCAUACUUACAAAAGGAAGCUGCAUGGUGAAAGAGAUCAUCUAUCAGUUCGUGCUGCACAGAAAUCAAAUCAGAACCAUAAGGACAUAUAUGUUAAAGAAAGAAGGGGAAACUCUACCUCUAUUUCUUCUCAGGACCAGUCAAAGCCAAAAGUACUGCCAGAUUUUGAAUCUUAUAUCGUAGAAGAGGAAGAAGGUUCAGGUGGUUAUGGCACAGUAUACAGGGCGCGAAGGAAGAAUGAUGGAACAUUAGUUGCCAUUAAAUGUCCUCAUGCUAAUGCUCAUAAGCACUAUGUUUACAAUGAGCUGAAAAUGCUGGAGCGUUUUGGUGGUAGAAACUUUGUAAUAAGAUAUGAAGGAUGCUUUAAGAGUGCAAAUUCUGAUUCCUUUGUUCUAGAGUAUGUUGAGCACGACAGGCCUGAGGUCUUGAAAAAAGAAAUUGAUGUUUUUCAGUUACAGUGGUAUGCUUAUUGCUUGUUCAAAGCUCUUACAAAUCUUCAUAAACAGGGAAUAGUUCACAGAGAUGUUAAGCCAGGAAACUUUCUUUUCUCUCGUAAGACCAACAAAGGUUAUCUUAUUGACUUCAAUCUUGCCAUGGAUCUGCAUCAAAAGCACAGGAGUAUGGACAAAUCAAAGUUGGGAUAUGAUGUAAGUUUUAAUCGUAAUAUUGUUCCUACCAAGGCCAUUCAUCCUGCAAAUAGCAGCAAGAUUUUAAAUAUUAAAUUAUUGGAGGGGAUCAAUAUAAAGGCAACAAAAGACUCCAGGUUAACUUUAGAGCCUAAGAACAUGAAGAAGACAGCAGGACAAAGAAAGGCUCGUAAUGACUUGAGUAGUUGGAAUAAAAUCAAUAGUCAGGGUGCAGAUGGCUCUGGCAUCACCUCAGCAAAGGAUUUAAGUGCAAGGACUCCUUCAGCAGAAAGGCUCAGAGAACCUUUGCCAUGCCAAGGUAGGAAGGAGCUCAUCAGCCUGUUGCAUGAAGCAAUGCAGAGUCCAAACCAUGGAGUGUCACAUGUUCCUGCUCCCAUGAGAAAGCGAGUUGCUGCUUCUCCAGGAAAAAUGGAUAGACAGGUUCUUCAUCUUACUCCAAUGCCUUUGAACUCAAAUAGCUUUGCUAUUGCUGGAGUUGGCUUAGCCAAGAACAAAGGGGAUGGGAAGUAUAAAAGAGAAGGUCCUUGUGCUGGGACAAAAGGCUUCCGAGCUCCGGAGGUCUUAUUCAGAUCUCAACAUCAAGGUCCAAAGAUUGAUAUCUGGUCUGCUGGGGUCACUCUACUCUACCUAAUGAUAGGGAAAUCACCCUUUUUUGGUGAUCCUGAACAGAACAUAAAGGAUAUCGCAAAGCUGAGAGGUAGUGAAGAUCUGUGGGAAGUUGCCAAGUUACAUAAUCGUGAACCCUCAUUCCCUGAGGACCUCUAUAGUAAGCAGUCAUUGGCAUCUGUGAACCUACGGGAAUGGUGUCAAAUUAAUACAAAGAGGCGAGACUUCCUCCAGGAGAUACCAAGCUCACUUUACGAUCUCGUGGACAAAUGCUUGACAGUGAACCCAAGAUCAAGGAUUACAGCAGAGGAUGCUCUGAAGCAUGAAUUCUUCGCUUCAAUACAUGAAAACCUGAGGAAGCAUAGGGCAAUCAAGCAGGGACUCAGCUUGGAAUCUGGGACUAACAGAUCCAUUAAGGCUUCUCUUGAAAAAGCUUGAUCAACUGUGAGAGCAUACUCCACUUUUUGAAGGUAAAAGGCAGGCUGGAAUCAUUUUCUGCAGUUCUUAAUUCUGUAAAUGUAGUCAAAUCUUCAACCCCUGCAAAAUUUCCUCUUAACGUUACAUGUUCAAAUUUUUUGUAACUGUAUCCGUUACCCGAAAUAGAAAAAUGCAAAUCCAAUAGUA